Messenger RNA from Brenthis ino (lesser marbled fritillary), 1476 nucleotides. The record is from the annotation of a GenBank genome assembly. Lineage: Eukaryota; Metazoa; Arthropoda; Insecta; Lepidoptera; Nymphalidae.
AUGCUUCCGGCGCAGCAACUCGCGCCGAUCAGUCCGUGGCCGCCCGACGGCAUGCUGGACCGCAUGGAUGACUUGGCGCACAAAGGGCACAGCGGUGUUAACCAGCUCGGCGGCGUGUUUGUAGGGGGCCGGCCGCUGCCCGACUCUACGAGGCAGAAGAUUGUAGAGCUCGCACAUUCUGGCGCCCGGCCUUGUGACAUCAGCAGGAUCCUGCAGGUCUCCAACGGCUGCGUGUCCAAGAUACUUGGCAGGUACUACGAGACGGGGUCGAUACGACCCCGGGCCAUCGGUGGGUCGAAGCCUCGGGUGGCCACUGCAGAAGUCGUAAGCAAAAUCGCACAAUACAAGCGCGAGUGCCCGUCUAUCUUCGCCUGGGAGAUAAGAGAUCGCCUUCUCAGUGAAGGUGUCUGUACAUCUGAUAAUAUUCCUAGUGUAUCAUCAAUAAACCGAGUACUUCGUAAUUUAGCAGCACAGAAAGAAAAGUCAAGCAAUCAGCAAUCCGACUGUUCUACUCCUGUAUACGAAAGGUUACGAUUGCUUGGUAGCGCCGGGUCUACUCCAGCAUGGCCAAGGACACCCUGGCCUUCGCAGAUAGACACCAGGACCCCACCCUACCAGCUCCAUAGCUUGAGUCCAGGGCCACAAGCUAUAGGAUGCAACGGCACGGAUCUCCCGGUGUUAAAAAAAGGUGAAGAGCAAUUAGAAGGUCUAGAAGGUCUACACUCAGAUGAAACGGGUUCUGGAGACAAUUCAAACGCAGGGUCUAGCGGGGCGGAUGAGGACGCAGCAAGGCUACGUCUCAAACGCAAACUCCAACGUAACCGCACUAGCUUUACUAAUGAACAAAUUGAUAGUCUUGAAAGAGAAUUUGAACGAACUCACUAUCCAGAUGUGUUCGCGAGAGAGAGACUCGCCGCAAAAAUAGGACUUCCAGAAGCUAGGAUACAGCCACACCGGCUCGUGCUCGCGCGAAAUGCGCUGUUAACGAAACCCGACAUUAAGGUAUGGUUCUCGAAUCGUCGCGCGAAGUGGCGUCGUGAAGAGAAGAUCCGCAGCCAGCGACGAAGCCCCGAGUUGUACCACCAACCCCAGGCCCAUGCGCCCCAUGUGCCUCACGCUCUGGGGCACGUGCCCCACGCGCCCACGCCCACGCCCCACGCGCCCGUGCCCCACGCGCCCCAAGCGCCGCACGUGCCUCACGCGCCCCACGCACAGCACUAUCAGUCGCAGAUCAACGUGGAUGGUUAUAGCCCGCUGACCCCGAUGGGCUACAACAUGGAGGCGGGGUGCGAGGGCGAGGAGGUGUGCAAGGGCGGGUUCCUGUACCCGCGCUACGAGCUGCCCUACCGCCAGCACUACAACCCCUACCAGCACGACGCCGCCUCGCCGCCGCCCGAACUAGGCGGUCUCCUGGGCGCGGGGGUGUCCGUGCCGCUGGCCGUGCCCGCGCAGGAGCAGUACUGGCCGCGUCUGCAG